Molecule: messenger RNA, 2805 nt
Organism: Haemonchus placei
Lineage: Eukaryota; Metazoa; Nematoda; Chromadorea; Rhabditida; Trichostrongylidae
Source: the annotation of a GenBank genome assembly
AUGCUGAUGUCGUCGCGGCUUUGUCGUUUUCUGAAGGCUCUGCGAAGUAAUCUCUAUCAAUUUCAUAAUUUGGAUAAGCAUUUGUCAACUUCUUCUUCAAGUUUGCGAUCGUCAGCGAUUGCGGACUAUUUCAUGGAGCUCAAAACUCGAGGGCUUGUGCGGUUGUGCUAUCCUUCAAAUCUCGAAUCGGAUUUCAUUGCUGAAUUGAAAGCAUUACCUCCUGUUGUCUACGCAGGCUUUGAUCCGACUGCUAGGAGUCUUCAUAUUGGCAAUCUUCUAAUUGUUGUCAACCUAUUGAGAAGUGCGCAAUUUGGUGUUCGGCCUAUUGCUAUCGUUGGAGGUGCUACCGCUGCAAUUGGUGAUCCGAGCGGAAGGACGGAUGAGCGCGAAACGCAAGAAAAGGAGCAGUUGAUGGAAAAUUCAAAGUCGAUUAUAGAUCAGUUGAAAAAUAUCUCGAGUAAUGUGUUGAAGGAAGAAAUAACAGUAGUUGACAACAAUGAGUGGUUUGGAAAUAUGCCGAUGGUGGACUAUUUGAGAAGUUGUAAGCAACUGCGGGUCGGAGAAAUGCUUCGAAUGAGAGCUGUAAAAGCUCGGUUAGAGGACAGCGGGAUUUCGUUCACGGAAUUCAGCUACCAGACAAUGCAGGCGUAUGACUGGGCAGUGAUGUUGAAGAAAUAUGACUGCAGGUUUCAGAUUGGUGGUUCUGACCAGUUGGGUCAUCUGGAUAUUGGUGCUCAUUACAUAAAGAGGACGUGCGGUGGGAAGUUCGCUGCAGGUGUUUGCUUACCAUUGGUAACGGAUGGCGCUGGAAAUAAACUAGGGAAAUCUGUCGGAGGUGGUAAUGUCUGGCUUAGUGCAGAGCUGACAUCGCCGUUUCACUUUUAUCAGUUUCUUCGUCAAUUGCAUGACACAGAAGCGGAACGAAUGUAUAGACAGUAUAGCUUGGCUCCUUGGGACGAUGUUCUGGUGAAAAUUGAUGAGCAUCGUGCAAAUUUGGGAAAGUGGGUAGUGCAAGACGCUCUAGCAACCGAGCUUACCCAGAUUGUACAUGGAGACGAGGGGUUGCGCACCGCUCAAUGUUGUUCCAGGGCACUCUUUCAGGGAUCCAUGGAAGAUGUUCGUUCAUUGAACAGAGCUGAGCUCAUGUUAUUAUUUGGUAACACGGUUAAAGUUGCUCGCAGUGAAGUUGAAACGCUGGGUGAUCUUGCCGACCGCACGAGAUCUGAUAAUAUCAAGGGAUCAAUAUUAAUGACGAAAGGAGCUUUCAAAAUCAACGGUGAAAAGGCCGUUGACAACACUGCUCCUCUUGUUUUUGAGCGAAUAGUACUCCCGGAAGCACCAGAUCUCACUUUGAUUUGCUGGGGCCGUUGCGCCGAGUUCAUGAGUGCGCGUCGAGCUCACUCAAAACUGCAGCUUCUCGUACUUAAAACGUAUCGCGACUUUCUGCGUGCUGCCCGCCCACUUGAUCCUUCCGUUCGUCAGCAAGUGCAGAGUGAAUUUCGUGAAGCUGCGAAACGUUACGAGCCGUCCGAUUUUAUCCUAAUUGAGUACAGUUUGCGAAGAGCGAAAAAUCAAUUGAAGCAACUUCAGUCAGGAAGUGUGACAUCCAUUGGGAAGAUCUCCAUAAGUCGAAAACAGAUUCUUCCUGUGUUUGCGUUUGUGGAUGAUAGAGAACAGCUCCAUCAGCUUCGUGAAUACCUCAAUAAUGUUGGCAAGGCCAAAUUAGAUCCGAAAGGGUCGCCUGAUGUAUCUGAGAAUUUGAUCGAUAUUUGUUCACAGAUCACGGUUAUGGGUGCUUGUCCUCAUCCUGUAGAGGUUGAUUAUAUCCUCAACUCUAUCUGCUCUCUGAUGGUUUUGGUACCAGCCGAAAAAGCGUUGACUGUGGUCAAAGCUUUCUGUAAUGCCAUCACUCCUGCACAUUUCAAAGGACUCGGAUGGAAUAGCAAUGCUGGCCACGCAGUCCACGUAUUAUCAAACUUGUACCGAGCAUUUGCUGCUCAUCCGAAGAUUCAGGAGGUACUGUUCCGAUCACUUGUCGCCAUGUGCUCUGAAGCUCGCAUGAUAGGCGAGCUAGACUGUUCGACAGAGAAUUUGCAAAAACAGUUCAAACAAUGGGGAACAGCCGUAGAUGGACAGCGUGACAUCCUUCGUCUUGUCCAUAUUGGACUGCUAGAAGAUCAAAAAGCAGACCAAGCAGCUAAGGUGAUGAUUAUGCUAUUGGGUACUUAUACUGAGAAAGAUGCAGCCCAAGCUCGAGAAGACGCUAUCGAAUGCGUACGAACUGCUGUUGUUGAUCCGAAAUCGUUUUCGUUUGAUCAUCUUCAACGUCUCUGUGCUGUCAAGGCUUUGCAGAAGUCCGAUCCCUUGAUGUAUUCGGCUCUUGAAUUGUUCAUCUCUGGGACACUGAAGGACUACCGCGCCUUUGUGAAAGCUCAUCCAGAAUUUGUUGGCGAUAAACUCAAGGUUGAGGAGGCUGUAUUGCUUAAGAAGAUCCGCCUUCUAACUCUGAUGAGCAUUGCCGAAAACAACAACGUGAUCCAUCUCGAUAAACUUGCGGAGGAGCUAGAUUUGCCACCAGAUGAUCAUUUGGAAGAGUUUAUAAUUGAUGCUAUUCAAGUAAAUGCCAUAUCUGGCAAGUUGAACGAAAUGACUAGAACAUUAGUGGUAAGCUCUUUUCAACAUCGACAAUUUGGACGUGAACAAUGGCAAACGUUACAGAAACGACUCCAGACUCUAGUGAACAACCUGAAGCAGUCACAUGCCAAUAUUCACAAUAUCAACCAGCAUAUUGAUAGUCUUGCUUAA